UAAACAGAAUUUUAUAGAAAAAAAAAUAAAAAAAAAAGAAGAAGAAAAAUUAGCAAUAUCCAUACAUAACUACUCGUUGCUUUUAUUCUUAUUAUUUUAUUUAAUAAUAAUAUCCGUUUUCUUGUACUCACUACUACCUCCUAUAAUUGCGGAGUCUUUCAACGUUCAUUGUUCAUGUUUACUAUUGUUGUAACCUUUUAAUCCCGCUUUUUCUUUAUAUGCCUUCUCUCACCUUUUGGUCCUUUUCUUAACUCCUUUUUCUGCUCCUAGUUUUUUUCAAUUUUUUUUUUCUGAUCUAGUUCAUAAAAGAACAAAAAAAUGAAAAUGACAAUCUCUAGCAUAAAUCAGAUACAGAGAAGUUUAAUUCUUGUUUGCUUCAGAUGAUAUAUUGUAGUUGUGCUGCAAUUGCCAUAGUGGAGAGUCGUUUUCAGGUGUAUGAUCGGCUUGCAUUGAAAACAUUCUAGUGAUAAAAAUGGCGAGGGAGUACAUUGGAUCACCGAAGCAUCACCAGUUAGAAUCUAAGAGGAAGCGCCUUACUUGGAUCUUAGGGGUUAGUGGGCUUUGCGUAUUGUCAUACAUCUUGGGAGCUUGGCAGAAUAAUAACGCUCCAACCAAUCGUUCUGAGGUCUACACUAGAGUUGGUUGCGAUAUUGGGUCGUCUUCACCAGGUGAUAAUAGCCAAUCCUCACAAGUUUCAUCGUUAUCGUCAUCUUCAUCAUCAUCAUCAUCAUCAUCAUCAUCUACUGCACUGGACUUUGAAAGCCAUCAUCAAGUUGAGAUUUCUAAAUCUGGUAGAGUCCAAAAUUUCCCGGCAUGUGACAUGCACUACAGUGAAUCCACUCCCUGCCAAGAUCCUGUGAGAGCAAGGAAGUUUGACAGAAACAUGUUGAAAUAUAGAGAGAGGCAUUGCCCAACCAAGGAAGAGCUCCUCCUCUGCUUAAUACCCCCUCCGCCAAAGUAUAAGACGCCUUUCAAAUGGCCUCAGAGCCGAGAUUAUGCCUGGUACGACAACAUUCCUCAUAGAGAGCUCAGCAUCGAGAAAGCUGUUCAGAAUUGGAUUCAAGUGGAGGGUGACAGAUUUAGAUUCCCUGGUGGAGGAACCAUGUUCCCGCGCGGAGCUGAUGCCUAUAUAGAUGACAUUAAUCAGCUCAUUUCUCUUACCAGUGGAAAGAUCAGAACCGCUAUUGAUACAGGGUGUGGUGUAGCAAGUUGGGGAGCUUAUUUGUUGAAGAGGGACAUCCUAGCAAUGUCUUUUGCUCCAAGGGACACACACGAAGCACAGGUGCAGUUUGCAUUGGAGCGGGGAGUUCCUGCAAUGAUUGGGAUUAUGGCUUCAAAGAGGCUUCCCUACCCAGCAAGGGCUUUUGAUAUGGCUCAUUGUUCACGUUGCUUGAUACCUUGGAAUAAAUAUGAUGGAAUGUAUCUAAUUGAAGUGGACAGAGUUUUAAGACCGGGUGGUUAUUGGAUUCUUUCAGGCCCCCCUAUCCGCUGGAAGAAGUACUGGAGAGGGUGGGAAAGAACCCAAGAGGAUUUGAAACAUGAGCAGGAUUCUAUUGAGGAUGUUGCCAAGCGCCUCUGUUGGAAGAAAGUGAUCGAAAAAGAUGAUCUUGCCAUCUGGCAAAAGCCCAACAAUCACGUUGAGUGUGUUAAGAGCAGGAUGAUCUAUAAAACACCACACAUAUGCAAAUCUGACAAUCCAGACACCGCUUGGUACAGAGAUAUGGAGACUUGCAUUACCCCAUUGCCAGAGGUAAGCAGUUCUGAUGAAGUAGCUGGUGGGGAUUUGGAGAAGUGGCCUGAACGUGCAUUUGCCGUCCCUCCUAGAAUUAGUAGCGGUUCAAUACCGGGAAUCAAUGCAGAGAAAUUCGAAGAGGAUAAUGAGCUGUGGAAGGAUAGGGUGUCACAUUACAAGCGAAUUAUACCCCUACACCAAGGACGGUACCGAAAUGUGAUGGACAUGAAUGCUAAUAUUGGUGGAUUAGCAGCGGCGAUGGUAAACUAUCCAGUGUGGGUUAUGAAUGUGGUCCCUGUCAACUCAAAUCAGGAUACUCUUGGUGUUAUUUACGAACGUGGUUUCAUCGGAACAUACCAGGAUUGGUGCGAGGCAUUCUCAACUUACCCAAGAACGUACGACCUCAUCCAUGCUACUGGUGUUUUCAGUAUAUACCAGGACAGGUGUGACAUUAAUCAUAUUCUGCUGGAGAUGGAUAGAAUUUUGAGGCCAGAAGGGACAGUUAUAUUCAGGGAUACAGUGGAGCUCCUUGUAAAGAUAAAGAGCAUUACAGAGGGGAUGAGAUGGAAGAGCCAAAUCAUGGACCAUGAAAGCGGACCGUUUAAUCCAGAGAAGAUUCUUGUUUCUGUCAAAACUUACUGGACUGGUGAAGCUAAUACAGAAAAGAAACAGUAGUAGAGUCCUCAUACAGAGUUGUGGUGUAUACUCGUUUCUUCCCCUAAUUUUGUUGCAACAUUCAAGGAUUUUUUCUUUUGUCUUCGUUGGGCAGUAAUUACCAUAAUUGCAUAAUUUCUCUGCUAAACACUAGCUGA
Molecule: messenger RNA, 2544 nt
Organism: Ziziphus jujuba (common jujube)
Lineage: Eukaryota; Viridiplantae; Streptophyta; Magnoliopsida; Rosales; Rhamnaceae
Product: probable methyltransferase PMT18
Exons: 6
Coding region: 473-2407 (644 amino acids)
Cellular component (GO): cytoplasm; endosome; trans-Golgi network
Molecular function (GO): methyltransferase activity
Source: RefSeq, a predicted model, not a curated record